AUACCUUUUGAAUAUUGAUGGGACAUGCAUGCCAUAUAUUACCAUUGUGGUUACUUGGGUAGUUGUAACAUAGAAGACCAUUUGUACGUGUCAUUUUAAUCAAUAAUGGUCCCUAGCUAGCUCCCAUUUAUGUUUCAUCUUCUUCAAGCUUAAAUAUUUCUCCCACCCCAUAGAUUUGAUUUAAAGAAUAAAAAAGAUGGGCUACCAAAUGAUCUUCGCCGUUAUUAUGCACAUUUUCUUCUUGCUCCUUGUUCAUUCCACCCCACCGGAUGAUCCCAUCAAAUGCACAAACCACUCAACCAAUAAAAACUGCACCGUGACCAACUCCUACGGCGCGUUCCCGGAUCGCAGCCUCUGCCGCGCGGCAGAGGCUGCGUAUCCAAGAACGGAGGAGGAGCUCGUUGCCGUCAUCGCCGCCGCCUCAAGGGAGAACCGGAAGAUGAAACCCGCCACCCGGUUCUCCCACAGCAUCCCCAAACUGGCGUGCCCCGGCGGCAGCGACGGCACCGGUCUCCUCAUCAGCACAAUGCACCUCAACCGGACUUUGAAAGUCGACAACCGGAGCAUGACGGCGACGGUGGAGAGCGGAGUGAGUCUCCGGCAACUGAUCAACGACGCGGCGGAGGCGGGGCUGGCCUUGCCGUAUGCGCCGUACUGGUGGGGGGUGACGGUGGGCGGGAUGAUGGGUACCGGAGCUCACGGGAGCACUUUAUGGGGCUCCGGAAGCGCUGUUCAUGAUUACGUUGUUCGGGUUCGGAUUGUAACUCCGGCGUCGCCGGAGGAGGGCUAUGCUGCCGUCCGGCAACUUGAAGAAGAUGACCCAGAGAUCAAUGCAGCAAGGGUUUCCCUAGGCGUCCUUGGAGUGAUUUCACAGGUGACCCUCAAAUUGGAACCAAUGUUUAAACGGGCCAUGACAUAUGUGGAGGAAGAUGACACGGAGUUGGGGGAGGGUGCAGCCGCGUUUGGGUGCCAACACGAAUUCGCAGACAUGACUUGGUUUCCAAGCCAGAGAAGAGUCGUUAAGCGCAUUGAUGAUCGGGUCAAGACAAACGCGCCCUCUUAUGGUCUCAACGAUUUCUUGGGAUUCCGAUCCACUCCUUCAACCGUGUUAAGCCUCACAAGGGCUGCAGAGGAAAAUCAAGAAGCAAUCAAUGAUGCGAAUGGGAAGUGCAUACUUGCUAAUGCAUCCACAUUCCUUAUAAAAGUUGCUGCAUAUGGAUUUACCAACAAUGGUCUCAUCUUUACCGGGUACCCUAUAAUUGGAUACCAAAAUCGACUCCAAUCAUCGGGUACUUGCCUAGACAGCCCAAAUGAUGGAUUACUAACCGCUUGCCCGUGGGACCCUAGAGUCAAGGGAUUAUUUUUUCACCAAACAACAUUCAGCGUCAGUCUCUCCAAAGUGAAAGGUUUCAUACAAGAUGUGCAAAAGUUGGUGAAUUUAGACCCAAAAGCAUUGUGUGGCGUGGAGUUGUACAAUGGCAUACUCAUGAGAUACGUCACGUCUUCGAGUGCAUAUUUAGGAAAACAAGACGAUGCUAUAGAUUUUGACAUUACCUACUACCGGAGUAAAGAUCCAACGACUCCUAGGCUUUAUCAAGACUUCAUAGAAGAAAUUGAACAGCUCGCAAUUUUCAAGUAUGGGGCCUUGCCACAUUGGGGGAAGAAUAGAAACGUGGCCUUCCUAGGGGCAAUAAACAAGUAUGCAAAGUUUGAUGAGUUCUUGAAAGUUAAGGACAAGUAUGAUCCUAAAGGGGUGUUUUCAAGCGUUUGGAGUGAUCAAGUUUUGGGUCUUAGAGAAGGAUUGACCAUUACAAAGAAGGGCUGUGCUUUGGAAGGGUUGUGCAUUUGCUCCCAAGAUUCUCAUUGUGCUCCGAGAAAAGGCAUUUGCCGCGCGGCUGAGGCUGCGUACCCCAGAACGGAGGACGAGCUGAUCGCCGUUGUUGCCGCUGCCGCCAGGGAGGACCGAAAGAUGAAGGCCGCCACCUGGUCCUCCCACAGCAUCCCCAAGCUGGCGUGCCCUGGCAGCGGCAGCGGCGACGGUCUCCUCAUCAGCACAAUGCACCUCAACCGAACGCUAGAAGUCGACAGGCAGAGCAUGACCAUGACGGUGGAGAGCGGAGUGAGUCUCAGGCAACUGAUCAACGACGCGGCGGAGGCGGGGCUGGCGCUGCCUCACACGCCGUACUGGCGGGGGGUGACGGUGGGGGGAAUGAUGGGUACCGGAGCUCACGGGAGCACGCUAUGGGGCCCGGGCAGCACCUUUCAUGAUCACGUUGUUCGGGUUCGAAUUGUGACUCCGGCGUCGCCGGAGGAGGGCUAUGCCGCCGUCCGGCAACUUGAGGAAGAUGACCCGGAGAUCAAUGCAGCUAGGGUUUCCCUAGGCGUCCUUGGAGUCAUUUCACAGGCACGUUAAUACUCCCUCCCGUUCCACAGAACCGUUCCAGUUUUGACUUUAGGGAAAAAUAAGAAUUUUGGUUGACUUUCCAAUUUUGCCCCUGAUGUGAUGCGAAAAAGUAAGAUGUGAUAGUUUGGUUAUUAGUGGAAAAAUAUGAUGUGAUAGUUAGGGUAUGAAAAAGUAGGGGUAAAAGUGGUUUUUUAAUAGAAAGUGGAAGUGUUUUGUGGAAAGCAAAAAAACGAAAGAGGAAGGGUUUUGUGGAACGAAGGGAAUAUAAUGUCUUUUUAGUUUGACUUAAUACAAUUUUUAAAGAAAUGGGAUAUGUGUUG
Molecule: messenger RNA, 2724 nt
Organism: Cuscuta campestris
Lineage: Eukaryota; Viridiplantae; Streptophyta; Magnoliopsida; Solanales; Convolvulaceae
Source: the annotation of a GenBank genome assembly